CAGCUCGUACGAGUUCGCUCGAUGUUUAGUCCAUCUACCAUUCGAUCGCCAUUUUGUUAUAAAAUCAACUCGUGUUGUCGAUUCGAUAAGCGUCAAAUCGUUCUACAAAGAGAAAUGCAGGGGGAUUGAUCAAGUUAUACUGUGAUAAUCGAUACUUGAUCAUUAUGAAGAAGUGUUCGUCGAUCGUGUGGCGAUUUUUCGAUCGUAUUGAGAAUGACAAUAAGAGAUGUAUUGCGGUGUUGUGUAAAUUGUGCGAUGUUGAAUAUAAAUUUUUCGGUAACACAACAAACUUGCGAGUACAUUUGAAAAACAAACAUUCACUACAGUGGGAAUUGGCACAAAAUCAAACUUUGGACGACAGUAAUUUUCGGAUUGAGGACGAUGAAUCCAAUCAUUCGACGGUUACGCCAAAACGGAAAAAAUAUUCGACGGCCUACAAAGACAAAAAUGUACGUUAUUCAAUAUCAGUUGAUAAUCCAAGAGAUUCGUCAGAAGAAGGAAUGCCAAAAAUUGAAAUACAAAGGAUAGAUGUACUGGAAGAAUCAGAUGUUGAUAAUGACAGAAAUGAAGAGUCGGAGGCUACCUUUAACUUAGUGAGGCAGCUACAUGAAGGUUCCGGUAUCAACAACCCCGAUGAGGAGUGGUUAGAAGAUGACCAGUACCAGACCACAUACGAACCGAAGCGUAAAAAACUUUUAUAUAAAAAAAUAAAAAGGGAGGUACGAACUCCACCAAGGAAAGUGCCAUACAGGCCAGCGAAGAAUGAGAAGAGACAUGUGGUCAUGGAUGGUACAAGUUAUAGGGAUGAGUAUACUGUGUUUGGAGAUUAUGUGGCGAAUAAAUUAAGAAAAUUCAAAACGCCACACACCCGUGGUAAUUUACAGCAGUUGAUAACGACAAUGUUGUGGCAAGCCGAGUAUGGCAUGUACGAUGAUGCCAAUUCGGUAAAGAAAGUUCUGAUGUAUUCAAUACAAGAUUCUGAAGCUGAAACGAGUUUAAUAAAUAAUAUACAAGAUGAGCAGGUGAUUGAGCAAGACAACAUACCAAAUCAAAUAAACCAAAGUAUCGAAGAGCAGGCUUAGGCUAAACAUGUAUUUGUAUUCUAAUUAUAACUUUUAAAUAUUUUAGUUCUUCAUCUGUAUUCUAAAUUUUUUAUGGGGUGGGAGAAGAAUAUUGGCUCUUAUUUAUUUCAAAAAAGUAUUUGGAGUAACUCUGUAUUGUGGUAAUGUACAUUAUAU
Molecule: messenger RNA, 1238 nt
Organism: Achroia grisella
Lineage: Eukaryota; Metazoa; Arthropoda; Insecta; Lepidoptera; Pyralidae
Exons: 2
Coding region: 165-1082 (305 amino acids)
Molecular function (GO): DNA binding
Source: RefSeq, a predicted model, not a curated record